GGGGACAGGGGGCAGGCCUAGAGCCUCAGCAGGAACCGAACGCAGAUUGCGGUGCUGUGCUCGGAGGUGAGGAGCAUCCACGGAGGAGUGCCGUGUAGUAUGUCGCCGCACAGGAGGGGCCGCUUCGCUUGGAGUCUUGUGUAUCUUUUCUAAAAAAAAAAAAAUAACAAAAGGGGUUCUCCGUGGAGAGAGAUGAAUGUGGCCGCCACUCAUUUACCAUGUGUGAGGGUUGCCUGCUUCCUCGAGCUUCUCCCUCUGCUGCGUUAGCCCCAUCAAGAUUGCCUCAUUUCCGAGGCUGCAGUCCUAACGCCUCUGAUGCCGCAUAGUUGGCCCAACAGCGCCGACACGUUAAUCUGUCCAGCUUUGCUGCUGCUGCCGCCGGUGUGCUGAUGCCAAAUCUGCCCUUGAAAUUCAGCCCUAUGAUGAAGAGGCCCAAGCAGCACCCCCAUCUCAGUUUCCUGAGCUUCUUCAGUAGGAAGUCCAAAUCCACCCCCAAGCUGGAAAGACCGCUGGCCCCAGAAGAGCGAGGGCCCAACAAAGUCCGGGAUGAGAUCAGUCUAACUCUGACGCCCAGUGAACAUGACGUCAGGGAUCUCGAGCAAGGGGACGCUAGGAGGACGGGGCUUUCUUCUGCCUCCUCCAGCCAUGAGCAGCUCUUGGACCAACUGGAGUGCCCAUUGUGCCUUCUUUGCCAACCUCGGUGCCACUUUCCUGAGCUCUCCUCUUGCCCUCACCGUUCCUGCUCAGACUGCCUGCGCCUGUACCUGCGAAUUGAGAUCACCGAAAGCCGAGUGUGCAUCGCCUGUCCUCAGUGCCCGGAGAUUCUGGCCCCGCUGGACGUCCAGACCAUCCUGGAGGACGAAGCCCUGCUGGAGAGGUACGAGGAGUACCAGCUGCGGAGGUUUCUGGCAUCAGAUCCAGAUACGCGAUGGUGCCCAGCACCUGACUGCAGUUACGCAGUGAUUGCCUAUGGCUGCGCAGAGUGCCCAAAACUGAGCUGCGGACGGGAUGGCUGUCGGACCGAGUUUUGUUAUCACUGCAGGCAGCUGUGGCACCCGGACCAGACCUGUGACCAGGCUCGACGGCAACGAUCCCGCAACACGUCAGGGAACAAGGAGGCGUCCACGCUGCUGAUCUUCAGUGAGGAGGCAGGCAGUGAACUGGAGGAGAUCAAAGCGUGCCCACGGUGCGGCGCCUACAUCAUGAAGACCAACGAUGGCAGCUGUAACCGGAUGAACUGUACCGUCUGCGCCUGCCAGUUCUGCUGGCUCUGCAUGAAGGAGAUCACGGACGUGCACUACCUCAGUCCUUCAGGCUGCACAUUCUGGGGCAAAAAACCCUGGUCUAGGACCCGCAAGAUCAUCUGGCAGGUGGGCAUGCUGCUCGGGGCUCCAGUGGUCAUCUCUCUUAUUGCCGGCAUCGCCAUCCCUGUAAUAAUCGUUGGGAUACCAAUCUACAUGGGACGAAAGGUCCACAGUCGAUGUAAGAAAAACAGUAUCUCAGGAAGCAAGCAGUACCUGACCGUAGCCAGUGGGGUCAUCAUGUCCGUCUUUGUGUCUCCUGUGAUCGCCGCCGUCACUGUUGGCGUUGGUGUCCCGCUGAUGAUGACUUACGUGUACGGUGUGGUGCCCAUGUCUCUCUGUCGGAAUGGUUGGUGUGGAGCACAGAAUGAACAAGCAGAGCCGGGGAAGAUCCAACUGGAAGACCUCGUGAUUGACCACUGGACUGGCCAUCCCAACCCCGCCAUAAGUGAAAACAGCAUCCAUGAAGUGGUCACUCUGCCCAGCUCAACGAGAAGCCACCAGGAGAGGGAAAGUGCAAAGGAGAAUGACAACCAGUCGGCCAGCACGGUGGCUUUGGCAGGGAGCAUGUUCAGUGAGACUCAGGAAAUGUCACUGAGGGAAGGAAACAACAUUGAAGUGCAGGUGGAAAUCGAAGCCCAUCCCCGAGAUGGCCAAGAGCAGAGUCUUAGCAGCAUCCUGUCCAGUCAGAGCCUGUCCAUCGAGUCUCUGCGGUGUUCACGAGAACAGCUGUGUGGAAGUGAGCUGAACCGAGUCACCACGCCUGAAGCAAACGUCGUCUGAGGGACGGCGGCGAACCCCUGUGUCUCACCUUCCAGCCGGCCAGCGCCGUCACCUCCUGACAGAUGCUAACCGACCUCACCCGAUUUGUCAGAGGCUUCAAGGCUCUCAGCUCAUUGGUUUGAAGUUUUCAUCCUCUCGUAAACGUCAUCCCCUUUUACUAAUCCAUUUAAUAGUUUUAUUUCUGACAGGGAUGAAAUGUGUUGGUUUUUGAUUGUUGAAAACACUAGCAUGUGGGCCUUUUAUAUGAAGGAUAUGUUGCCUGCUCCUGAGUAUGAAAUAGAUUUAAGAGUUUAUUUAUUUACAAAUGAAAAAAAUUAUGUUUACCUCUCUAGUAUUAUCUUUGUCUUUUUAUUUUUAAUCUAUAACAGUCUUCUGGGAAUUCUGUUUUUUUUGUUUUUUUUGAUUUUCUUGGAUUUAUGGACCAAGGAACUAAAAACAAUUGCAAUAACCGUGAGCCAUCACCUCCAGGGUGGCUCCACCAUGAGCUCUGGGCUUUACCUCGAGGCACGGAGAUCCUCGUGUUUUAUGAUGAGAUGCACAGGAUUUGUCCAUAAGAUGUAACAGGGGGGUCCACAAGUCGAGAUCCUUUUUGCUCGAUCUUUCUAUUUUGUGAGAGAUGUGGCACCAUGGAAGGAGCUGAGGGCCAAUGUCGUGCAUCUCUAGCUUUGUUGUAAAGUCCAUCAUGCUGAAAAGUUAGUGCUCCGCUUCCACAAAAGUAUCGCCAAAGCACGGCUGCGGUGGGAUCCACUUGCUUCUAUCUGUAACAAGGAUGAGAUGCACCCGAGGAGAACUUGUGCCUCCCUUUCCAUCCCGCCAAGUGUGAGAGCUAAAAUAAAGAUGUUUUAUCAUGGA
Erpetoichthys calabaricus (reedfish) is the source of this 2936-nucleotide messenger RNA. Its product is annotated as E3 ubiquitin-protein ligase RNF19A. Gene Ontology annotation, biological process: ubiquitin-dependent protein catabolic process; positive regulation of proteasomal ubiquitin-dependent protein catabolic process; protein polyubiquitination. Gene Ontology annotation, cellular component: cytoplasm; ubiquitin ligase complex. Gene Ontology annotation, molecular function: zinc ion binding; ubiquitin conjugating enzyme binding; ubiquitin protein ligase activity. The record is from RefSeq and is a predicted model, not a curated record. Lineage: Eukaryota; Metazoa; Chordata; Cladistia; Polypteriformes; Polypteridae. Bases 390 to 2084 code for a protein of 564 amino acids. The transcript has 9 exons.